UUUCCGAGAUGUACAUUCUUUUCUCCUGUUAAUAAAUUCAUAGUUAAUGUUAUGUUAAACAUUUUAAACAUCAACAGUGAACUAGAUUUUCGACUGGAAAAAACAAUCGCUUAAUCUCAACAACGGUUUUCGUCUGUUUAUACAAUCAUGUGUUUGAGUCUCCAUUUCACCACUAACCGGGUUAAUGCGUUAGCAAGCUUACUGUUGCUGUUUACGCUUGUUUCCUCGGAGUCAACUUUCGUGUGCCCACCUUCAUUAUUAACUGCUAAUUGUACCUGUGAAACAACAAGUUAUAUCGUUAAUUGUUCCAGUGAAGUUAAUCACCGUAAUAAGCUCAAUUGGCUACAUGAUAUCCCAAUUGAAACAAAGACUUUAAUCAUCAAUGGACACAAUCUUGCAACUUUGACAAAAGAUACUUUUGGUGCAGCUAAAGAUGAACCCAAACUCGUGGAAUAUAUUGAUUUGUCCAAUAACAAUAUACAAUUUAUUGAUGGUCAAACAUUUUCUGGUUUUACCAAUGUAAAAAAGUUGAUUCUCAGUCAUAACAAAAUCCGUAUUACAGGUGACAAUUACCGAGGAUUAUUCAAGCCCUUUGUCAAUCUGGUUGAGUUACAUUUGGUUUCAGCAUUUAGCGACACUUCCAAUCCAUCAUUUGUACCCAAUCUAUUAACACUAUUGAGAGAAGCCAAUUUGACAGAGUUAAGUCUCCUCUCCCUGGAACUGAAUGGAAUCCAUGGAUUUCCUGAUUCUACGUCUUUCUGUUUCCUUCCAUCCUUACAAAAGCUGUUUCUUCCUGGGAAUUCAUUAAACCAAAUUCGUCUCAAUUUCACUUGUACACCUAAAUUGCGGACACUCGAUUUAUCUCACAACAGGAUUAAACAUUUGGACAAUGAGUCGACAGCUCUAUUGGCUGAUCUUCCCAGAUCUUUUCACAUUAAUUUGACUGGAAAUCCGUUUUCAUGUGACUGCCGAAGUGAACAUUUUCUUCGCUGGCUCAAACGAACCCCUCUAUUCAUUAUGGGAAAAGACAAUUACAUUUGCUUAUCUGGAUAUCCAUCUUCAAAUGCAUACCGGCGGCUAAUUCAGUUGCCAAUUACAGAUAUUGAUUGCGAUCCCAUGGAAAAUGAAUAUGCUUCAUCUUCUUUAUUAACCUUCUAUCCUCAUAUCAUUCUGGCCAUAUUGACAGUAACCGUGAUACUUUUAUUGGCUCUUGUCUUUUAUCAAGUUCGUUCUCACAUAAUGACCUUUUGCCUGGCUCAUGUGUUCAACAAAACCAAUGCCAAUUACUGUGCACUUCGACGCGAUGAAAAAAAUGAUACACUGCCUAGGAAACGAAUUAUUGAGAUCUCUGUAUAAUUUAAAGCAAUCAAAUUACAAAGAAAGAAAGAAAACGAAAUUUUCUAAUUUCUUUUAUAAAUCUCUAUUUAUUAUAUUUUGUAUUGGAAAAUUUAGUAAAAUAAAUAUUAAUUUCU
Tetranychus urticae (two-spotted spider mite) is the source of this 1472-nucleotide messenger RNA. NCBI's taxonomy places the organism in Eukaryota, Metazoa, Arthropoda, Arachnida, Trombidiformes, Tetranychidae. The record is from RefSeq and is a predicted model, not a curated record.